Molecule: messenger RNA, 2010 nt
Organism: Benincasa hispida (wax gourd)
Lineage: Eukaryota; Viridiplantae; Streptophyta; Magnoliopsida; Cucurbitales; Cucurbitaceae
Source: RefSeq, a predicted model, not a curated record
AUGCUUAGAGAGAAUGUUAGUGCAAUCACAUUGAGGAGUGGUAAGGAGUUGAAGCCGCCUGUUGAGUUAGUAAAAGAGCCAGAAUUGGAUCCAGAAAUUCUUUCUUCAGAUCAAACCGUUUUUCCACCACAAAAUAAACAGGGAGUAUCUUCUCACCCUUAUCCUUCUUUAGAUGCAUAUGUACCUAAAGCCCCUUCUCCCUCCAAGCUUACUAGGCCAAAGGAAGCAAUUGCAUACAAAGACAAGGAGCUUUUGGAGAUGUUUAGAAGCAUUGAGAUAAAUAUUCCUCUCCUCAAUGCUAUCAAGGAAAUCCUCAAAUAUGCAAAAUUUUGUAAGGAGCUUUGCACGAGGAAAAGACAAGCCAAGGAAAAAGAGAGAAUGGUGGUAAGCCAAUCCGUAUCUACAAUCCUACAGAAAAACUUGCCAAAAAAAAGAAGGAUCCAGCACUUAACUGAAAAUGGAAUUGUCAUACAAUUAGUAGAUAGGUCCUUUAUUCACCCAUUAGAAGUCAUAAAGGAUGUCCUAGUCCAAGUCAAUGAGUUGCGUUUUCCUGCCGAUUUCUAUGUUCUUAAGAUGGAAGAGUCCAUAUCCAUAUCAUCGACAUCAAUCUUUCUUGGGUGUCCUUUUAUGAAGACGGCUAAGACUAAGAUUGAUGUAGAUGAGGGCACUUUGUCUGUAGAGUUCGAUGGUGAGUUGGUCAAGUUUAACAUUUUCGAUGCUAUGAAAACUUCCAGCAUAGGGCAAGAGGUUAUAUGGGAUGUCUAUGAUGACAAUGAGGAUGACUCAAAAGAUUUAAUCCCACUUGGAGAGCUUGCCACUUUGUCCAUGAUAGAGCAGGCACCUAAAUUCGAGCUGAAGGAGCUUCCAGACCACUUAAAGUAUGCCUAUUUGGGGGAAGCUGAGACCUUACUUAAAUAUAAGCUGGCCAUUGGAUGGACACUAGCUGACAUUAAAAGUAUUAGUCCCGCUAUAUGCUUGCAUUGGAUCUCUUUGGAAGAUGGAGCUAAGCCUCGUCGACAGCCUCAACGACAAUUGAAUUCUUUCUUGAAUGAGGUAGUUAUGAAUAAGGUCUUCAAACUCUUGGAUGCAUGUAUUAUCUAUCCUAUCCCUGAUAGCGACUGGAUGCUUGAAAGGCUUGCUAGAAAUCCCUUCUUCCGUUUUCUCGAUGGUUUUUUGAGUUUCUAUCAGAUCCCGAUAAAUCAAAAGGACCAACAGAAUACGACAUUCACAUGUCCUUAUGGUACCUUCUCUUUCAGAAUAAUGUCAUUUGGACUAUGUAACGCUCUCGGCACCUUUCAGCAUUGUAUGAUGUCCAUAUUUUCUGAGUAUAUUGAGAAAUGCAAGGAGGUUUUUAUGGAUGACUUUAUUGUAUAUGGAGACUCAUUUGCUGAUUGUCUGUCUAAUUUAUCUAAGGUGCUAGAAAAAUGCAUUGAGUCUAACCUUGCUCGAAAUUUUGAAAAGUGUCAUUUCAUGGCCUCGCGUGGUAUAGUUUUAGGACAUAUAAUAUCUGAGCAUGGCAUAGAGGUAGAUCCUACUAAAAUUGAUGUUAUUACUAAGCUCCCUUACCCCACAAAUGUGAGGGAGGUUCAUUCGUUUCUUGGUCAUGUAGGUUUCUAUCGCAGGUUCAUUAAAGAUUUUAGUAAGGUUGCUCAGUUGAUGACCUCCUUUCUCCAAAAGAACAUCGCCUUUGAUUUUAAUGACGAAUACAGGAAAAGUUUUGAAGUACUAAAGAACGCCUUGUCGUGCACUCCAGUUAUUCAGGCUCCUCGUUGGGCAAAUCCUUUUGAGAUCAUGUGUGAUACGAGUUACCAUGCUGUAGGAGCAGCAGAUGGUAUUUCUAUGACUCCCUGCUACGCUGACAUUGUGAAUUACAUGACCACUGUGGACUAUGUUUCCAAAUGGGUGGACAAAAAGGCCACAGUUACUGAUGAUGUUAAAGUGGUUGCAUGUUUUUUGAAAACUAACAUUCAUAGCAAGUUUGGCUUCCCUAAAGCAAUCAUCACCGAUUAG